Engraulis encrasicolus (European anchovy) is the source of this 1763-nucleotide messenger RNA. RefSeq lists its product as uncharacterized. Gene Ontology annotation, molecular function: structural constituent of cytoskeleton. The transcript is spliced from 8 exons. Gene Ontology annotation, biological process: intermediate filament organization. Bases 96 to 1736 code for a protein of 546 amino acids. Gene Ontology annotation, cellular component: plasma membrane; axon; intermediate filament. NCBI's taxonomy places the organism in Eukaryota, Metazoa, Chordata, Actinopteri, Clupeiformes, Engraulidae. The record is from RefSeq and is a predicted model, not a curated record.
UAUAUAAGGAGGAGGUUUGACUUGGCAGAGCUGCCUUCUAACCUGCUGUGUGUUCUCUUGUCUGAGCCAGCUGCUGUGUCUGUGUGCUGUCAGCUAUGACCAUGUCUCUGUCUCUGUCCUCUUCCCGGCUGUCCGGAGGGCUGGGCAUGGGGGGAUUUGGGGGUUCCCGGCUGAGCUUCGGGCUCGGGGGAGGCUCUGGCCUGGGGCUCGGCCUGGGAGGAGGCCUGGGUCUGGGCCUGGGUGGCGGAGCAGGGGCAGGUCUUGGGAUGGGGCUUGGCCUCGGUAUGGGUGGUGGAGGCGGUGCCGGAGCCGGGUUUGCUCUGGGUGGCGGCGGCGGUGCCGGUGGCGCGGGGACUAGUUCUAGCGCAGCUUUCGCCAUGGGCCGCACCAUGGCAUCCGGAGGCCUCAGCGCCGGAGCAGCCCUGGCCGCAGGGUCUGGCGGAGGAGGAGCCGUCGCUCUGCCUGGCGUGAUCUCCCGCGCGGCCGAGAAGCAGACGCUGGCCGGCCUGAACGACCGCUUCUCCGCCUACAUGAGCAAGGUGCGCUCGCUGCAGCAGGAGAACGCCGCCCUGGAGGCCAAGCUCUCCCAGCUGACGGGCGGAGCCGACAUGGGGUCCACCGGCGAGUCCUCCGCCACCUCCUCCGUGGAGUACGAGGCCCAGCUGAGCGAGUACCGCAACACGCUGGAGACCCUCUCCCUCGACACCAUCAAGCUGGAGAUCGAGCUCGACAACGUCCGCGGCGCAGCCCACGAGCUCAAGGCCAAGUACGACUUUGAGCAAGGUGUGAAGUUCCAACUCGAAUCUGACAUUGCUGCCAUGAAAAAGGACAUCGAAAUGGCAUCAGAUCUCCGCAUUGAUUUGGAUGCCAAAUACAACAGUCUGAAGAGUGACCAGGAGUUCAUCUCUAAAACACAGGAGGAGGAGUUGUCUACCCUGCAGACCAAACUUGGUGCCUCUGCCACCGACACCUAUGUGUCCAUGAUCGAGGUGGACACGGGCAAGUCGUUCGACAUUGCCUCCGCCCUCAACAGCAUCAGGAUGGAGUACCAGCAGUCCGUGCAGGCACACAGAGAGGAGGCCGACGCUUACUACAAAAUGAAGAUGGAGGAGAUCCAGACAGAGACAGCCAAGACGUCGGAGGCCGUGUCCUCGGCUAAGGUGGAGAUCACAGGGGCCAGGAAGGAGCUGCAGGCCCUCAGUCUGGAGCUGCAGAGCCUGGUGUCUGUGAACAUGAGCCUGGAGCAGAGCAUCGCGGAGGCGCAGGCCCAGGCCAGUGUGGGGGUGGCGGAGUCCCAGGGCCAGAUCGCCAGCCUCACCUCCGCCAUCGAGGCCGCCAAGGUGGACCUGCAGAAGCAGAUCCUGGCCUACCAGGAGCUGCUGGACAUCAAGCUCGCCCUGGACGUCGAGAUCGCCACAUACCGCAAUCUCCUCGAAGGGGAUGACUUCAAAUUACCGGACUUCACCGAAAGUUCAUCCUACACGUUCACAGAGAGCGCCCUGGUCCACACCAGCAGCACCCCCCAGGACUCCCCCGUCUCCUCCCCCUCCUCCCUCUCCUCCUCCUCAUCCCACCCCAUGGAACGCUCUCAUGGGUUCUCAGGCAAGUCCGUCAGUUUUUAUUUCAGAGACAGGCGCACACUGAGGAAUAUGGCCACAGAUAAGUCAGUGCAGCUUACUGUAGGAUCAGAUGUGUCCUGUCAGAUGUGUACUGCAUUAUGCAUGUUAGCUUCUUAGCUGUUCCGCUAAUCCUGAUCACAUGGU